Molecule: messenger RNA, 1367 nt
Organism: Boleophthalmus pectinirostris (great blue-spotted mudskipper)
Lineage: Eukaryota; Metazoa; Chordata; Actinopteri; Gobiiformes; Gobiidae
Product: ethanolamine kinase 1-like
Exons: 8
Coding region: 174-1367 (397 amino acids)
Biological process (GO): phosphatidylethanolamine biosynthetic process
Cellular component (GO): cytoplasm
Molecular function (GO): ethanolamine kinase activity
Source: RefSeq, a predicted model, not a curated record
UUUAGCCCAGAUUUUGACUACAUUUAGACUAGGUUUAGACCAGGUGUAGAUCAGGAUUUGGGCUCAAUUUUCAGGUUUAAGGAAAGAAUCUGGAGAAACUGGAAAAACAGGAGGAUUCCUCAGGCUUCAUUUGGUUUCUGAAGCAUCUGUGAUUCAUUUAAACUUCUACUACAAUGUCGAGACUUUUGGAGGAGAUGGAGAUGGAGCUCAGAUGUUCUGAGGUUCCUCAUGUGGAUCUGGAAAUAAAUGAAGAGGAACCCAAAUCUGGGAUUUUAGAACUUCUACAGAUCCUCAGACCAGACUGGAGUCCAGAGCAAGUCCACAUGAAGUCUUUUACAGAGGGGAUCACAAACCGUCUGAUUGGUUGUUUUGUGAGACCAGUCCAGAGUACAGACAAGAGACUGGACCAAAGACCAGACCAGAAACCAGUCCACAGACCAGACCCGGACUCGGACUGUGUCUUGGUCCGAAUCUUUGGCAGGCACACAGACCUGUUUGUGGACCGGUCCAGGGAGGUCCAGAUGGUCCGAGUCCUGCAGUCCAGAGGCUGUGGUCCAAAGAUCUACUGCAGCUACAGGAACGGUAUCAGCUAUGAGUACCUACACGGGGAGCCACUGAGCGACCGCCUGCUCACGCAGCCCCAGAUAUACAGAUUAGUUGCAGCAGAGAUGGCGAAGCUUCACUCAGUUCAGUUGAAGAACUUUGAGUCCGAGGAGCCGGUUCUGUGGAAGAAGAUGGAGCACUUCCUGAAUCUCAUUCAAACAGGCCAAUCAGAGGAGAGUCACAACAACCACAGCCAAUCAGAGAGCAGGUUCUGGUCUGGUCCGGUCCCGGGUCUUGAGGUCUUGAGGUCUGAGAUGGUUUUGUUAAAGUCCAGUUUGAGUCAGCUCCAGUCUCCAGUGGUCCUAUGUCACAAUGACCUGCUCACCAAGAAUAUCAUCUACAACAAAGAGAAAGGAACAGUGAAGUUUAUAGAUUUUGAGUAUGCAGACUUUAACUAUCAGGCCUUCGACAUCGGAAACCAUUUCAACGAGUUUGCAGGAGUGAGUGACCUGGACUACAGCCGGUAUCCAAGUCCCGGACUACAAAAGGACUGGAUCAGGGCCUACCUCAAAAACUACAACCAGGAAACAGGAAGAGAGGUCACUGAGCAGGAAGUGACACGCCUCUACAUCCACGUCUGCAAGUUCUCAUUGGCCUCAAACUUGUUCUGGGGCAUGUGGGCGGUUCUUCAGUCCCGGUUCUCAUCCAUAGACUUCGACUUCAGAAGUUAUGCUGCAGCAAGACUGAAUUUCUACUUUGAGAAGAGAGACCAGUAUUUGGACCUAGACCCGGACCUGGACCAAGACUCAAAUCUUUGUGAAUAA